Messenger RNA from Chrysoperla carnea, 5037 nucleotides. Its product is annotated as protein FAM135A. The transcript has 11 exons. Lineage: Eukaryota; Metazoa; Arthropoda; Insecta; Neuroptera; Chrysopidae. The record is from RefSeq and is a predicted model, not a curated record. Bases 183 to 4763 code for a protein of 1526 amino acids.
GUUUUUGUUAUCCCAUUUGAAAUUUUAUUUUGAAAAAGAAGAAUGUGCUACAUAUAUUUUAUAGUAUUCAAAGAUAUUAGGACGAUCAAAGUUAAACUGGGUGAUAUUCGAAAAAGAAAAGAAAAAAUCAUUGAACCAUUACAACAAAAAAAUCGAUGCUUUCAAGUAGGUCCUGAUCCAGGAUGAGUGAUUUGCAAGCAACAUUAGAAUUUGCUGUAGAACUGUACAAGUUCUACAAUGUUGAUUUAUUUCAAAGAGGAUUUUAUCAAGUACGGUGCUCCUUACGAGUAUCACCCAAACUCCCCGUUCAAAUAGAAGUCAAUGUUCCGGAACCCGGAAGGGGCCUGGGGUCAGCGUGCCUUACAGGCUCAGGAGGAGCUUGCCGCCCAUUUCAAAUUUUGUAUCGUAAUGAAGAAGUAUCAUUAAAAGAUGUUAUAUUAUUUCGUGCACAUAUGCUAGUCGAUAGUCGUAGGCUUAAGGAAUCGUUAGAACGAGCUGAUUUUUCAAUUGUAUUAGAAUUAUGGUUUACCGAACAGCUACCACCUGGUAUGGAAAAUAGUAGUUUAGUUGGUGUCUUGUCUGGAAUGGCAUUGGUUUCCACACGGUUAUUACAAUUAAACUUUUCACCAACCAAAGGAUUACACUAUCAUUUACCUAUUUUAUUCGAUUAUUUUCAUUUAUCAGCAAUAUCAUUAUCAAUUCAUGCAAAUCUUGUGGCUCUACAUCAACCGUAUAUCAAGAAAAGUAUAAUGCAUUAUGUUCAAAGUUGUACUCCACGUAGUGCAAAACCGUGGUUAGGAUCAGGAAAAUUUAGUUUUCGUAAUACACCACAAACACCAGUCCAUUCAACAAUUGAUGCUGUGUUUUUUGGUGGAAAUUCAGCAAAAUGUGGCGGUGGUACAAGUGCUUCGAAACUAGCACAAACACGUUUAUUACACCAAAUUGUAUGCGAGGUAUUGUUGGAAUCGUACGAGGCGCUGCGUGUAGCAUUUAGUGAAUAUUUGUUGCUGUUACCACAAUGGCAACAAUCACAGUUGGGAAAUCCAAAUGAUAUUACUCAUCGUUUGAAAAAACUUGGUGAAAUGGCAAAGCAUUUGGAAGCUGAAGAAGAUUUUAUAGCACGUGCCAAUAGUGAUGUUGCACAGUUAUGUGCCGAAAAUAUAGUUCAAUGGCAACAUUUUUUAGCAGCAGUUAGUUGUAAAUCAGCAAUACAUCAACAUUUAGCAAAAAAACAUCAUACACUAAGAGUUAAACGUUUUGCUGAGGCAUUUUUCUUAUUAGAUAAUCCACGACAUUCCGCUGCUGGUUGUUAUGAUGCAAAUUAUCAAAACUAUUUGGCAGUAUCUGAAUUAGCACGACGUUCAAAAUAUUUAGCAUUAUUACCACCAUUACCUGUAUAUUGUGCUGCCCUUGAUGGAGACGUCAAUACAAUUCCAAUUAUAUUUGAAGAUCAAUAUCAAGAUACAUUGGAAUUUGCCAGAAGACGUUCAGUAGCUGCAGGUCGAAAAGCUGGCAGUGAUUCAUUGUUAUCUUCUUAUAUUUUAGAACCAACAUUGAUCGCACAAGAAGAUUGCUCCUGUGGUAUAGCUGCAAUAUUGGAAUCACGUUCAAAUUCAAGGGCUAGUAUGGCUAAAGUUAGCGAUACAAAAUUAAUGCGUAAAGGUCAUAUGAUUCAAGCAUCAUUAACUAUAGCACCAAGUAACAGCAGCAGUAAUGGUAAUAAUCGUCAAACAUCAACAUUACCAGCCCGCCAUAGUAAAUCAUUAGAUCAAUUACGUGUAAAUGCAAUAUCGAAUACAUCAACACUGCCACGAUCGAUACUAUCAAAUCAUGAAGCAUCGUUUCAUAACAAACAUCAACAACAUCAAGCUAAAGACUACAUGUGCAACAAUGAUAUACAAACUUCAUUAGUUUAUAACAAUAGUGAUUAUUUUAGUCGACGAGACAGUGAUAAGAAAACUAAAAAAAGUGACGAAUAUUAUAUGCAACAAAAUUUAAGAAAUUUUUAUUGUAAAAGUAGUUCGAAUUUAUUGGAAAAUAUUGAACAUAAAAAUAGUGCUGUGAGUGAAUGUCAUAAUUUAACCUUGCCACGUCCAAUCCUGCCACCGUGUAAUCCAUACUCUAUACACCCUAAUAAACAGGGUCCUUCAACUAGUAGCCAUCAUUAUGCAUCAUCCUCAGCACCUAAUCCAUUAAUUAUGCAUAGUGCUCCCAAAACCAAACACAUUCCUCGUUCAAAUUCUACCCAUAUAUUCCCGAAUACUGUAUCUAUUGAUAUGGAUACACUAUUCCAGAAUAAUACCUUAUCAACACGUGUACCACGUCGAAAUAUACACUCACAAUCAUCCGCAUCAGCAUAUCGUGAUAAGAGAUCGAAUAUUUUACCUCAAAGUGCUAAUAACUUAUUAGAAUUAAGUAAUGAGGGUAAUUUUCAUAGAGAUAGUGUUGUAUCCCGUAAGGAUACUUCAGAAAUACACCAAUUUAAUACUUACCAGUGCAAUUCACUUAAAACGUCCAAUCAGAUAAAUCGACAAAAAUUGACUGAACGAGUACAUAAAUUAAUAUCGUCAGAUCCGAAUAGUUCAUCGACAGAUAGUGAGUCACAUUUAAAUAGUAUGUAUAAACGUUUAGAAGGUUCGAUUAGUGUACCAAAUCAAUUAUCACGAACAACAGUAGGAGCUAAUAAUGAAGCGGCAGCAUUACGACAUGCAAAAAGUGCUGCAAAUGUUUUAGAAGAUUCAUUUUCACCACUUUCAGCGUUAAGUGAAUCGUUGCCAAAUUUAGCACCACCUCCACCAGCAUUUGUUUCAUCGCCGCUACAUUCAAAUAAUCGUUCACUAAGUAGUUCUGCGUCAACAUCAAGUUUAACAAGUGAACAAAGUGGUUGGGUUUCAUCACGACGUAGCUCGGAUCCCUCAAGUCCAGAUUUACCACCUUAUGUCGCCACUCGAACACCGUUAUGUUCGACAAAUAGUACAUACGCUUCAAACGGUGAUAAAUAUGCUAUACCGGAACUUAUAAAUGGCGGCCUAUUAUAUAACACAAUUGAAAAUCAAAAAUUUAACACGUUACUAAACGGUCAUGACAAACAAAAUCAUAUAUUAAAUGGUGAAAAGUUACGUGAAAAAUUACAAAAGUUGGCCUCAGAAAAUAGUAAUAAAACUAGUACAUUACGUAAUAAAACACAAAAUUUAGAUUUAAUUGCUGGACAUCAUCAAAUUCGUAAACGAACUCGCAGUACGAAUCAAAAAUCCUCGCUGAACGCAAAACUUAGUAAUAAUGUUGAUAAUAAAAUUACAAAUAUUUAUAAUGGACAUGAACAAAAGUCAAUUUUAGGAACAGAUAAGGAAUUUAUUUUAGACAUUUAUAAUAUGAGUUUACCAAAUAAUAGGAAUAAUAGUUCAAAAUCACCCACAUCAAUAAAUAAUCUUGGAUUACAUCCAUAUAUACGAAAAGAAUGUGUACGAAUACCACCCUUACAAAAUGAAGAAGUACUCAACAGCGAAGAAUUAAAAGAUCCAAUUGUCGACGAUGAAUUCGAUCAUGCGUAUGAAGAAUUACGUCUACCGCCACCACAACAAUUUCGAGAUGUACCUCCACCUCCUGAACCAUUCCGAGAUCCACCUCCAGCGCCACCACUUCCUGUUGAUAAUUUAUUGUAUCAUGUAUAUGAAUCUGUUCGAAGUAGAGAACGUCGACAAAAACAUCCUGAAAUGAUGAAAUCUCAGUCUACAAAUGAAUUAACUGAUCGGAUAGCUUCAUUAGAACCACAAAAUGUUGUACACAAAAAAUUAUUAAUUGAUGAGGCUGAACAAGCAUUUGCAAAAGCAAAAAGUGAAUUUAAACGACAGAUAAAUUUUUCUGGUAGUUUAUAUUCAGAUUAUCCAUAUUACGCUUCAACUCUUCCUUACUUCCAUAUAAGUGAUGAAUAUCGAAUGUUUUCACCAGAAGGUUUACAUUUAAUAAUUUGUGUUCAUGGCCUUGAUGGUAAUUCUGCCGAUCUUAGAUUAGUAAAAACGUAUUUAGAAUUAGGAUUGCCGGGAGCGCAUUUGGAAUUUUUAAUGUCCGAACAAAAUCAAGGUGAUACGUUUAGUGACUUUGAUACAAUGACUGAUCGAUUAGUUACAGAAAUACUCUAUCAAAUAGAAACAUGUAGUUUGAAUCCAACGCGAAUUAGUUUUGUUGGACAUUCAUUGGGUAACAUAAUUAUACGUUCAGCUCUAACACGACCACAAAUGAAACCACUUUUAUCAAGACUGCAUACUUUUUUGUCGUUAUCGGGUCCACAUUUGGGUACAUUAUAUAAUAGUAGCGGAUUAGUAAAUAUGGGUAUGUGGUUCAUGCAAAAAUGGAAAAAAUCAGGAUCGUUAUUACAACUUUGCAUGCGAGAUGCAAAUGAUGUACGACAAACAUUUUUAUAUCGAUUGAGUCAAAAGAGUACUUUGCAUCAUUUUAAAAAUGUUUUACUGUGUGGAUCGAGUCAGGACAGGUACGUGCCACUUCAUUCAGCGAGGUUAGAAUUGUGUAAGGCAGCGAUUAGAGACACAUCCUUAUUGGGUACAGCUUAUAGAGAAAUGGUCCAUAAUAUUGUAGCACCAAUGCUAGCGCGAAGAGAACUAACUUUAGUGCGAUAUGAUGUACAUCACGCAUUACCACACACGGCUAAUGCUCUAAUUGGAAGAGCAGCACAUAUUGCUGUUUUAGAUUCAGAAUUAUUUAUUGAAAAAUUUUUGGUGGUUGCUGGAUUGAAGUAUUUUCGCUGAAUAUAUUUAAAAAAGAAAGUCUUAUGAUUUUUAUGAAAGUUGUUAGAAUUUGCAGAUAUAGUUUAUAUGUUGACUACUAAUUUAUAAUUUCCUAAAAAGUUAUUGAUGGAAAAAUGUAUUUGGCGGUAAUCACACAUUAUGGGGUUUAAAUUUUCAGAUAGUUUGUGUACACCGAUUUACUCAAGUCAAUUAUUUCCAAAUUUGAGCAAUAUAUAAAAUUUUCUAUGAAGCUGUCUAAUUCCAUGGAAUUUUUUCAUAGAAAGUACCAAUGCAA